Xenopus laevis (African clawed frog) is the source of this 5419-nucleotide messenger RNA. RefSeq names its product KN motif and ankyrin repeat domains 3 S homeolog (gene kank3.S). The coding region runs from base 328 to 3495 and encodes 1055 amino acids. Gene Ontology annotation, biological process: negative regulation of actin filament polymerization. The record is from RefSeq and is a predicted model, not a curated record. Gene Ontology annotation, cellular component: cytoskeleton; cytoplasm. NCBI's taxonomy places the organism in Eukaryota, Metazoa, Chordata, Amphibia, Anura, Pipidae. The transcript has 12 exons.
UACUGGAAGAUUGGAGGAAACACAACAUUGCCCACCCCUCAUUGGUGGGCGGAGCUGCCCGUCCGGAGUUUGACGUUCUAUUUCAUUUGGACAGUCCUGAGCAGGAGGGGCAGCAGGGUAUGAUGAUGAAUAAGAAUAAUUUUGGAAAAUGAAUAUUCAACUUAAGUAACAUCAUUAAAGAAAUUAUGUUCAGCUUGAAGAAAGUAAUCAGAUAGACCGGAUGAAAAUAUUUAAUACUACAAUAAUCAGAGACGGAAACUCUGCUUGUCUGAAAUUUUGUGAACUCUACAGAAUCUUGUUUAUGGGUAUCGGAUUCUUUUUGUUAAAAUGACUCAAUCAAUACAUCUUAAUCAAAAUCUACCAGACUUAGGGGGUCCUUUUUUAUAUAGAGACCAGGAUGAAAAUGAAAAGACAGCAUAUUCUGUUGAGACUCCAUAUGGCUUCCAGCUUGAUUUGGAUUUUCUGAAAUAUGUUGAUGACAUUCAGAGUGGUCAGACUUUAAAGAAGGUGCCCACCUAUCGCAAACCAAGAGUACCACGGCAGUCAGCAUCAUCUCUGAGGAGCCCAUCUUGCCAGACAGGUGGCUGGACUUCCACUGAAUCACUAACGUCUAGUGAUGAUGGAAGAUCAGGCACUGUAUUUUUCCCAAGGGUUAGGACACAAUCCAAUUCAUCAGAUAACAAGGAAACUGCAAGCUUUCCAAAGUCUAAUCCAGUUUCUCCUACACCUGUUAUCAGCUUACUUCCCCCUCCUUCUCCAAAAUCUCUUUUGAGAAACCAUCGUGUUGAGAAGACUCUUGAAGAGACAAGUAAAAGGCUUGAGCUAGAGCAACUAAAUUUACAAGGGGCAGAAGUACAAAUCAGAACAUGCUCAUCUACAAAUCUUUCUAAACUGGUUGUUACUAGCACAAGUUCACCCAAUCUUACUCAGCUACCACCUUCUUUACCUCUUAGCACAGUUGGGGAGAGCCAUGGAAUCCUUAGCCCAAGCUUCUCAGGAUCUGUGAAAAUUAGUCCUAUCAAUUCUGGAAGAAGCACUCCAGCUAUGAUUUCUUCAUCUCAUCUACAUUUUGUUCGGGAGCAAAUGGCUACAGCUCUCAAGCAGCUGAAGGACCUUGAAGAACAGGUAAAGGCAAUUCCUAUUUUAGAGAUGAAGAUUUCCACUCUGGAAAGUGAAAAGAAACAACUAUUGGCUGAUAUUGAGAAGAAGCGGGACAUUGUUUCUCUGGAGAGAUCAUCCAGUGCUGGAAAUUGCAGUAUUUAUAAAAGUGGCUCUGAGCAAAAUAUUGAACUAUCUUCUGAAACCGGAAAUGAGUUAGAGACAAGUAAAUUAAGAACAACUAAAAUUGCAGAGCUAAAAAGACUUACAGAGAAAUUAGCUGUUCCAGAGAGAAAUAUUAAAAUGAACAAGACUGGGGCUAGCAAAAUAUUAGCUAGUCCUCCAAUGGUGAUGGAAAGACGUUCCAAGUCGAUAGCAGUGGGUGAGGAGAUGGACAUGAAUUAUGCUGUGUUUUAUUAUAAAUCCCAAAACACAAACAGGGAUGUGGCAGUAGGUUGUGAAAAAGAAACAAAAGAUGCUGGAGUUUGGGUGAUUGAAUCAUUGUUAGGAAUGACAUGUGAGGCAGAAAAAGAGAUUGAACUACUUCAGCAUACAGUAGACCAUCAAAGUGGGGUAAUUGGCUUGUUGGAAGGCCACCUGAAAGAAGCAGCAAAUGAACUGGAAGAGUUACGGGUGGCAGUUUUCUCUAGAAAACAGAAAGACAUGGCAGACAAAGAAGUUAUCGCACAUCCUCAAACACUGGAAACAGCUUCUGAAGCAGUGGUUUCUAUGCUCAGCCAGGCAUCUGGAGAACAUUUGAACAUGGUUGAUGCAGGAGUUGAUUGUUCUUCAGAAAUGUUUUGCAUUGCAGUCAGCUGUGUCUCAGAAGCAAAGGAAGUUGCCGUUGGCACAGAUGAGAUGUUAGGAUAUCAGGAAAAAAGCACUCAGGCUGAUUUGGAAAAAAACAUUGAAGCCCAAUCCUCUUUGAGUAGCACCAUAAUAGAAGCUACAAGUAUGCCAAGUGACUUAAUUUUAAAAUCCAAAUGUAAGAUGAUUUUGUUGGCAGAGGAUGAGGUGGAUGUUGCUAAGAAUAACCAGGAUAUUACAAAGCAUGUGGAAAAGUGUGAUAAGACAGAGGAAAGUAUUGCAGUGGAAGAAAAGGUCAUAGCACUCAGCUUGACCACAGAAGGGGGAGAUGAGCAUUGUUUAAUUAUUCAGAACUCGGGAGAGCAACCAGAGGAUAAUGACACUCAGAAGGGAAGCGUUGCAGAAGAAAACAACGCCAAUUUCGGUCAUCAUGGAGCACUUAAAUCAAUCAUGAAAAACAAGGAUGGUGCUUCCAAAAGUCAAAUUAGAGAGAAGAAAAGUCUUCAGUUUGUUGGCAUAUUAAAUGGAGAAUAUGAAAGUACUUCAAGUGAGGAAUCUAGUGACAAUGAAGGUGACAGUUCGUCAGACAAAGUGUCAGAGGACAGCUCAGACAGUGAGGCCUUAAACUAUGAGGAGACCUCAGAGGAAGAGAUGAAUGUAAAUAUGCAGGAUACAGAUAGUGAUAUAGAGGACUGUGUAUUGGAAGAGAAGAGAAAUGAGGAAAAAGCAAAGAAAAGGAAAAGUAGGGAAGAACAACCAACUCAACAUGACACCAAGGAAAGCUGUAUUCUGAGUCAGAAGAUGCAGGAGGCCUGUUUAGUGGUCAGUGUUCAUUUACAUGAACCAAAUGCUGUGAAAACAAAAGAAUCUCUGGCCAGUUCCCACAUUGUGCAGCAGGAGUGGUUUCGAGCCUCCAGUCAAAAAUCCUCUGUGGUUGAAACUGUGGCAGCAUACAUCAAAGCUUUUAUGGAUGUCUCCCCAGAAAUGUUAAGCCAUGUUGUAAAUCUUACUGAUGGCAAUGGGAACACAGCCCUUCACUAUAGUGUGUCUCACUCCAAUUUCUCCAUUGUUCAGUUGCUGCUGGACACUGGAGUCUGCAAUGUUGACCGACAGAAUAAGGCAGGCUACACUGCAAUCAUGUUAGCUGCCCUAGCCGCUGUUGAAAAGGAAGAUGACAUGAAUGUUGUGGGCAGGCUCUUUAGCUUGGGCAACGUUAAUGCUAAAGCCAGCCAGGCUGGUCAGACAGCACUGAUGCUUGCAGUGAGCCAUGGUCGUCAGGAAAUGGUGCAGGCGCUGCUUGUCUGUGGAGCGAAUGUAAACCUUCAGGAUGAUGAGGGAUCGACAGCAUUGAUGUGCGCAAGUGAACAUGGUCGAGCAGAGAUUGUGAAAUUGCUGCUAGCACAAACAGAUUGUGAUGUGUCCAUUACAGAUAAUGAUGGAAGUAACGCUUUAUCAAUAGCGCUGGAAGCUGGACAGAAUGAUAUUGCUAUGUUAUUAUAUGCCCACAUAAAUUUCUCCAAAGUACAAUCUCCGAGUUCGGAUGUAUUAACAAUGGGUAAAGCCUCAAGCAGCCAAGUGAAACCUGAAUAAAUUGAAUGAACAUGGAUGUUUAGACUUACUUUGGCCAUUAUUGAAUGCACAUACUAUUUUUACAGAAAAAAGCACAUUAUGUGUCAACUGUACAGAAAACAAAAGUACAAAUACGCAAUUAUACAAUGUACUCUUUCUUUAAACAUGACUUUUGUGGUCAUUAAGUUAUUGUAGAUUAAGAUAUUUGAUACAGCAGUGUGCAACUGAGUUCAUCUCAGCACAGAAUAGAGCUGUUAAGAAGAGGUCAAAGCACUGACUUAUUGGCAUAAAAGGUGAAAGUAUAUUGUAACUAUAAUGCAAUGCAAACUGUGGUAAAGGUAUAUGUACCUCAUUUAUAAAUAGUGAUUAUCUUCCAUGCAGGCCCGGACUGGCAAUAUGUGGGUUUUGGCAAAUGCCAGAAGGGCUGCUGUAAGGUGCCAUAGACAAGUCACUAGUUAUUGGGCUGGUGGGGAGCUGUUUGGGCCUCUGUGUACUUGAAAUGCCAGGGCCUAUUUUGCUCCCAAUUCAGUCCUGCUUUCAUGUAUUUAUACUUAAAUAUUCAUUUAUAAAUGUAUUCAUGCUUGCCUCUAUACUAGUGGGUGAGAGCAGCAAUACUACAGCAACAUGUGACGCUAACCUUGAGGAUAAAAUCAAUGGAUGAUAUUGCCUAUUUAUGAAGGAGAUGGAAAGGUUAAAUUACUGGAGAUUGCCAAAUGUUAGGUACCCCCGAAAUUAAAAUUGUUUAAAUCCAGUUAGCAGCAAAAACUGCACUGGCUUCUACUUGACUUCUGAGCAACCACCAUGGAGCAAAUUUCUUCAGUUCUUUGUUCAUUAAUGGCCCUGAGUUCAGUGAAAAAUGUAGGUUUUGAUUCUACUGUGCAUAUGCACCUGGUGUGAAGAUAAUGAUCACUCCCAGAGACGAGUUGAAAUGGGUUAUCAGGGGUGGCAAAAAUACGAUCCUCGUACCUUUAGAGCCAAUUUCUGUUUUUUAAACUAGAAACUAAUCGCAAUUGGGCUCUGCACACUAGGCCUCUCCUGGACCUCCGCACAGGUAAUGUAAGUGGGAGAGGGGGGCAGCAUUGCAGGAGUCGUCUCAGGCGGCUCCUGCCUCAGAAACGCCCCCGAUCACUUUGUGGUGCUCACUCAUAAGUACCCCAAGCUGGAGCAAUUUUUUGGAGUAGCCAGCAGAGGCACGUGGGGGGGGGGAAGUGGGGUAAAGAGUGGGGGGUGACGAUUGGCAUGGGGGUUGACAGGUGCUGGGUUCUGCAGUUCUGUCUUGAAUGCAAUCAGCCCAAGGCCCUACAUUGGGUCUGGAGUAUCAAGUAAAUCACUUGGGGGAAUGCCUAACAUAUAGCACCCCCCAGUGAUCUAACCUUUUCUUCUCCUUUAAAGAAGUAAAGUAAAAGAGAAGAAAAGAAAAGGUAAUCUCAAGUAUAAUCGCUUACCUGAGACUCUGGGUUGGUGCACCCGUGCUAAAAACGACACCAGUCUUGAGUACAACACUAUAAGUGACACAUCAUCAUCAUCUUCUUCCACACUUCCUUCUUCUAUCAGGCCCCUGCCUGGGUGCACCUGUGCAUUAGAAAAAAGCCAGCUUGUCCCUCUAGUGUGUAGGCGCACUCGCCUGCGGACAAAAGAAAAGAAAGAUGCAGGAGAAGAAAGCAAUGUAGUGCUCUUACAGAAGUACCCAGUAAGUGAAUGACUGAAGGGCACCCAUCCAAUGAUUAUGCCUUUCCCUUCUUCUUUAAAUACACAAGACUUUUGCCACUGCACUAAGAUAUUGAUACUAUAAGUAGCUGUAUGAAAAUAUGUAUUGUUUCUAUAUACUAAUACCACUAUUUUAAAUUCCAUGUAUUUUGCUGUAUUGCAAUCAGUUCUACCCCACUUUAUUUAUACAUACUGUACUGACAGCAUUUUUGGAAAAAAAUAAAAGCUUUUGAGUUAA